Molecule: messenger RNA, 2192 nt
Organism: Python bivittatus (Burmese python)
Lineage: Eukaryota; Metazoa; Chordata; Lepidosauria; Squamata; Pythonidae
Gene: NMUR1
Product: neuromedin U receptor 1
Biological process (GO): neuropeptide signaling pathway
Cellular component (GO): plasma membrane
Molecular function (GO): neuromedin U receptor activity
Source: RefSeq, a predicted model, not a curated record
GGCACAAGCUUGCACGGCUGCGCCUCGCCUCCCAGCCGCACAGUCGGCCAGCGAGGCGAAAGAGCCCGGGGGCCGUCAGGUUAUUUGGACUGUAUCGGCUGCAGCCGCCGGCCAAGGGCCCCCGAAGCCCCAGGAGGGGAGACCUGGAUGGGCACCUGGCCCCGGACUUAUGCCUUGGUACGAUAUCCCUCUUCCUGGAAAUUGUGAACACAUCCCAAAGCCCGUGAUGCUACUGGCUAAGUAACCGUCGGACAGAAAAGGGACAGGAGAUCUUUCUAGCUGGCGAUGCUGAAGUUAAUCACGGUGGCUUCUUCAAGAAAGUGGCAUUUUCUUGAGUUGAAGAUGACUCCUGGGUGCAGUUGUCUUCAUCGCAGUCCAGAUGGGCUUUGCCAUGGCUUUCUGUGAUGUUUUCCAGACUUCCCAGUCUAGCUAUGGCCCUGGAAAUUUCAGCCUGAAGCCACGUUCCCGUCUGACAACUGUUCUAAGCUGGAGUUCCAGGUCUCCGCCAUGGAGCUGCUGGACCCGGGGGCUUAUGGAGACUUGUGCAACGGCAGCACGCUGGAAGGGAAACUGAGUUCCUUCAACCCUGAGGUCCUGAACAUGACGGCAGAGGAACUGCGCAUCAGAUACCUGGGGCCCCGCCGGUCAGGCUUUUUCGUUCCGAUCUGCACCACCUACCUGCUGAUUUUUGUGGUGGGGGCCGUGGGGAACACCAUGACGUGCCUGGUCAUCAUCCAGCACCGCUUCAUGAGAACGCCCACCAAUUAUUACCUUUUCAGCUUGGCCAUCUCUGAUCUCCUGGUGCUCCUGCUGGGCAUGCCGCUGGAGAUUUAUGAGAUGUGGAGCAACUACCCCUUUCUCUUGGGGGCUGGUGGGUGCUGCUUUAAAACCCUGCUCUUUGAGGCCGUCUGCUUUGCCUCCAUCCUCAACGUGACAGCCCUCAGCGUGGAACGCUACAUUGCUGUGGUCCACCCGCUCAAGGCGAAGUACGUAGUGACCAAGAACCAUGCCCAGAAGGUGAUUAUCAUGGUCUGGGUUCUCUCCAUUCUCUGUUCCAUCCCUAACACCAGCUUGCAUGGCAUACAGACUCUCUACGUGCCAGGAUGGGGCGUAGUUCCUGACUCAGACACCUGCACUCUGGUGAAGUCCCCCUUGAUCUACAACCUCCUCAUUCAAAUCACCACCAUCAUCUUCUUCUUCAUCCCCAUGGCUGUCAUCAGCAUCCUCUAUCUCCUCAUUGGCCUGCAGCUGCGGAAGGAGAAGCUGCUGGAGGCUUUGGAGGCCAAAUCGGGAAGCCGGUGCGACUACCACAACGUCCGUUUCCAGCAGAAGAAGGCUCGGAGGAGGCAGGUGACCAAUAUGUUGUUCGUGCUCGUGGUCGUGUUUGGCAUCUGCUGGGCGCCCUUCCACACCGACCGGCUCGUCUGGAGCUUUGUCACUCACUGGACAGACCACAUGCAACACACGUUCCAGUACAUCCACAUCAUCUCAGGGGUCUUCUUCUACCUGAGCUCUGCCGCCAACCCCAUCCUCUACAACCUGAUGUCCACCCGCUUCCGCGAGAUGUUUAAGGACGUGAUGUGCCACAGACGCUUCCAGAAACUGGGCUCCCACAAGCGCUCGCCCAGCAGCAUACGCACCACCGUGCGCAGCACUGUUUUGGAGCACAUCCCAGGAAGCCAUGGGCAGCCCUUGUCUGACAUGGAGGAUUACGAGGGGGACCCGGCGGGGGAUAACGUGGAUGAACGAGAAGGCCCAUAUCUCUGAGGGCUUCCCCAACUGGUUGCGUUCAUGCGUGACGCUGAACCUGGUGGCCGAAUUAACCCAUUUUCUGUGUUUGUCCAAUACCAUCCAAAGGAGCCAAGUUCAUACAGCAGCUAAGCCAAAAACAACUGCAACCAAGGCUUAAUCUAACCAAGCACAGCCGAUUGUGUGAAUGCAACCGUUGGAUCCUUAACUGGAUUAAAGGUGAUGCAUGAACCCACCCAAGGGAAUGGAAGCACUUUGGGGACAGAGCCCUGAUAUUUCUGCUUAUGAGACCGAGGUCAGAGAAGAUGGCUGUCCUUGCCUAAAGAAUAAAUUACAGUUAAUGUGAAAAUUGUUUUAUCCUUCAUUUAUUUCAUUGUGCUUUGUCUCUGAUGUAGGCCUCGCCUUCGGGAACUUGCCAGGGGGUGAUGGUCUCACGAACCCAG